AAGGAGCCCGCGUCGAAGAAGGGCCGGAAAUCGAAGGGCGACAAGGAGAAUCAUCGACGCAGCAGGCGGAGCCCCUCGGUCAGUAAUGAUAAUGAGAAUACGGAAGAUGGCUUCGACGCGAAGGAGUACAAAACCUCCUACUUCCUCCCGCUCACCAAAUUGAACGACCACAUCACGUGUCAGAUUUGCAAGGGCUACCUCAUCGAUGCAACUACGGUUAUCGAAUGUCUACACACUUUUUGCAAAUCGUGUUUGCUGAAGCAUUUUGAGGACAAGGACAACAAUUGCCCCCAGUGCGGCGAGCUGAUUCACCAGUCCCACCCGUCUCACUAUGUCGCCUUUGACCGCACGAUGCAGGAUAUCGUCUACAGGCUUGUGCCAGGAAUGUUCGCCGAGGAGAAACGGAGAAGAUACGAUUUCCUGAGACGGCAAAAUAAAAAACAGGGCAUUAUCGAUGAGCCGAUGCCCGGGAAGAAGGAAGAAGUCCUCGAUGUUGGGCCAAUGUAUAAAUGCUAUCAAACGAAACCGGAAGUGUCGCAUCACCGGCAGGGGGAUCAGACAAUGGUAGAACUCUCACCGUCGCCUGGCCUUGGAAAAAUUGGUCGUAAUAUCGUUAGACUACAUUCCAUGGCUACGAUAAAUACGAUAAAACGAUACCUGGCGCUAUGUCUCUGGAACGACGUGGCAAAGUACCAAGAGCUGGACGUGUUCUGCAACAACGAGCUGAUGGGCAAGGAUUUCUCGAUGAAGUUUAUCCGGAUGACGAGGUGGGAGAAAGCU
Messenger RNA from Mesorhabditis spiculigera, 780 nucleotides. The record is from the annotation of a GenBank genome assembly. Lineage: Eukaryota; Metazoa; Nematoda; Chromadorea; Rhabditida; Rhabditidae.